Coregonus clupeaformis (lake whitefish) is the source of this 680-nucleotide messenger RNA. Its product is annotated as C-C motif chemokine 7-like. The transcript is spliced from 4 exons. Gene Ontology annotation, cellular component: extracellular region. The coding region runs from base 136 to 459 and encodes 107 amino acids. Gene Ontology annotation, biological process: positive regulation of GTPase activity; immune response; monocyte chemotaxis. NCBI's taxonomy places the organism in Eukaryota, Metazoa, Chordata, Actinopteri, Salmoniformes, Salmonidae. Gene Ontology annotation, molecular function: chemokine activity; CCR chemokine receptor binding. The record is from RefSeq and is a predicted model, not a curated record.
CAGAAAAGGGCAUCAUAUUUCCAACUGUGAAAGUAUUUAAACUACAAUGCCAGAUAAUCUUGGUAUCUCAUUCUGAUGACAGUUCCAGGUAUCUGCUGAACUUCACUGCCUGCCUAGACCUCUGAACCUGACAAGAUGUCAAAGCUUGCUGUGACUCUCUCUACUCUGCUCCUGCUGCUGGUGGCACUGAUGACUCUGGGUGAAACUAGUCCUCUGAAAAUAGAUAUGCACAAGAACGCACAGAACACAAAAUGCUGCACAGAAUACCAAAAGGACCCCAUCCCCAAGAUGAGGCUGAGAGAGUACGCAAUCCAACAUAUCAGAGGGAGAUGUAACAUCAAGGCUGUGAUAUUCACCACUGUGAAAAGGGAUUGGGACAGACCUGUCUGUGCCGACCCCAACCAGCAGUGGGUACAGGAUGCCAUUAAACACAUCAAGACCAAAAGGAUGGCAGCCUGAAGAUCAUCAUCUGAUUGGCUGAUGACAGACAUGACACAAGGCUUCUUUAGUUACUGUUUGAGUGUGGAAAGUACAGUACUCAGUGGUGUGAUGCAAAUGUUCAGUACAAUAAAUAAUAUUGUAUCUAUUUUUAUAAUAAAUUGUUAUUUUUUCAUCAUGGUGUGGUUCACUGAAUGCAACAUUAAUCUCCAUUUUAGAUUCAGAUGGAACCUAAGUAAAUG